Zootoca vivipara (common lizard) is the source of this 2802-nucleotide messenger RNA. RefSeq names its product mitogen-activated protein kinase kinase 1 (gene MAP2K1). Gene Ontology annotation, biological process: protein phosphorylation. Gene Ontology annotation, molecular function: protein kinase activity; ATP binding. Lineage: Eukaryota; Metazoa; Chordata; Lepidosauria; Squamata; Lacertidae. The record is from RefSeq and is a predicted model, not a curated record.
CCCGCCUUGUUCUUUAAAGCGCCCAGGAGGCGAGCGCUCGCCUCGGCACAGGAGCUGCAGCCGCAGUAAACGCCGCCCAGAAGGUGGCGGAGCGCCCAGGCAGCUUCCCAGAAGAACCUCGGAAGGCGCAGAGCGAGCCGGCGCCUGCUUUGCCCCGGGCUCCUCCGCUCGGCUUCCGAGCCUCGAGGAGGGAGCGCGCGCGCCCAGCGCAAGGCAAGAGGACCGAGCGCGGGGCUCGGCGGGCAGAGGCAGCGCGGCGGCGCUUUUGCAGCCAAUCUCCUCGGAGCGCGCGAGAGAGACCAUGCCGAAGAAGAAGCCCAUGCCCAUCCAGCUCCACCCCGCGCCCGACGGCUCCGCCAUCAACGGGACCAGCGCGGCCGAGACAAAUUUGGAAGCCCUGCAAAAAAAGUUGGAAGAGUUAGAACUUGAUGAGCAGCAGCGAAAACGCCUCGAGGCCUUCCUUACCCAGAAACAAAAAGUUGGGGAGCUAAAGGACGAUGAUUUUGAGAAAAUAAGCGAGCUGGGUGCAGGAAAUGGUGGGGUGGUCUUCAAAGUCUCGCACAAACCUUCUGGCCUCAUUAUGGCAAGGAAGUUAAUUCACCUGGAGAUCAAGCCGGCAAUCCGGAACCAGAUCAUCCGUGAGCUACAAGUCUUGCAUGAAUGUAAUUCUCCCUAUAUUGUGGGCUUUUAUGGAGCAUUUUACAGUGACGGCGAGAUCAGCAUCUGCAUGGAGCACAUGGACGGCGGCUCCUUGGAUCAAGUCCUGAAAAAGGCUGGCAGGAUCCCCGAACAGAUUCUGGGCAAAGUUAGCAUUGCCGUCAUAAAGGGUCUAACAUACUUGAGAGAGAAGCAUAAGAUCAUGCACAGAGAUGUUAAGCCAUCCAACAUUUUGGUAAACUCUAGAGGGGAGAUCAAGCUUUGUGAUUUUGGUGUCAGUGGACAACUGAUAGAUUCAAUGGCUAACUCCUUUGUGGGCACAAGGUCCUACAUGUCCCCAGAAAGACUACAAGGGACUCACUAUUCAGUCCAGUCAGACAUCUGGAGCAUGGGGCUCUCCCUGGUCGAGAUGGCCAUCGGCAGGUAUCCAAUCCCCCCACCUGAUUCGAAGGAGCUGGAACUCAUGUUCGGCUGCCCCAUAGGGGGCGACUCUCCUGUCUCUGAGGCAUCCCCAAGGCAAAGAACACCCAGCCGGCCGAUGAGCGCUUAUGGCUCAGACAGCAGACCACCAAUGGCUAUAUUUGAACUCCUAGACUAUAUUGUCAACGAGCCUCCUCCAAAGCUUCCCAGUGGAGUCUUCAGUCCAGAAUUCCAGGACUUUGUUAACAAGUGCUUGGUCAAGAAUCCAGCAGAGAGGGCAGACCUGAAGCAGCUGGUGGUCCACACAUUCAUAAAGAGAUCAGAAGCCGACGAAGUGGAUUUUGCAGGCUGGCUGUGUGCCACCAUAGGCCUUAACCAGCCUAGCACCCCAACCCACAUGGGAGGAGUCUGAAUUUGGAGUCUCCAGGGCAAGCAACACACCAAGAGCUCCUGCGGCCGAUUCCUCCUGCUCUUCCCACGCCACCUUCAUUCCAAGUGGAGUCUGACCAGGACUUCCCCCUGCAGGACCCACUGAAAGCAAACUGGAAUGGCGCCUGGUGGAUUUGUGUUCCAAGCUACUUCCUGUUCCAACUGUUUAAAGCUGUUUUGGUCCCGUUUCUCAGAGCUUCUGUCUACUAAAAAAAAAGUCUAUUCCCCAGCCCAUAAACCUCCCCUUUAAAAGUGUCUCCCUAAUUUUAGCAUGUGCCAAAUUCUCCCCCCCCCUUUUAUUUCCUCUUUAGGGUUCUAAAUUAACAGCUGUUGUGUUUUGAUUCCUUAUUUGUUAACUGACCAAACAUGUGAUGCUUUAAGUGAUAGUGAUAUGGCAAAUUUGGCACUGGAUGUUGGGAUAUCCUUUCAGAAGUAGGAAAUCCUGCUGGAGCUGCUUCCUUCUCACCUCUGCUGGGUUGUUUUGACCGUGAGCCUUUUGUGACUUUGGUGGUACUUUCCCCCAAGCCUUGCUUAGCCAGUGUUGCGGGCAGAACAGUUCAGAGAUGCCCCAAGUCAAGUCUCCCCUGAAGCAUGUCUUUGCUGCUGCUAAUCUGAGACUGAAGUUAUGAAUAAUGGCUCUGAUAUUUUGAUUUGUAUAACAGACUCUUGGUAAAUGUGAGUAGGACCCCGUGCUGUAGACUGCUGCCACCCCCCACCCACCCCGGUCAACACAUAGAAAUCUGUUGGCACUUCUAUUUAUUUUUAAGUGUCUUGUUGCAUAUGUUUGGGAUUUGCUUAGUGUAUACAUCUCUCCCCUUCCAGUUAAUUUGGUACAGGCAGCUGCCCGGAUAUGCACAUUCAAUAUGUGUGAGACCAAACCUGGAAGUGACCCGGAAACGCCCUAAAGACAUCACUGAAACGUCAUUUUAAAAGGGCAAGAACGGUGUUUGUGGGCUUUUUCAAUGGGUUUCAAUUAUGCGCAAUUUCACUGAUGCGCACGGUGCCUCGGAACAUAAUCCCCGUGUAAACGGGGGGCUGCCUGUAUCUGUAUUUUGAGAACAGGUGAUGAAAGAACUAUUUCUCUCAGCCAGAAUCAAAGACCCUUUUUGAUGAAUAAAUAAUAAUAAUAAUAAUAAUAAUAAUAAUAAUAAUAAUAAACACAUCAGAAUGGUUUCCCUUCUAGGUCUGCUGAAGUUUGAUAGGACAAAUUGUGCAUACUCAAGUGUUUGAAAAUUCUUUUAAUCAUUUUUAUUAUUUCAGGUGUUUCAUCUUACACUAAUAAAUGUCAUGAAGUUA